AGCCAAACCGGCUAGAGCCCCACAACUAAUUUUAAAAGAAGAGAAGACGGGGCAGCCAAGGCCUCAGCUUCAGUGUCACUGCUUCCUCUCCCUGUCGUAGUGGUCUUCAAAGCCUUCUUCUUGCCUUUGUUUCCUACACACAACGGGCAGGUGACUCUCCCUAAAACACUGCUCUGAAGCUGUCACGGCCCUGCUCCCCAUUGCCUGCAAAUGUAUAUAUCUCCAGACUUCUUGGCUUGGCCUUCAAGGCUCCGAAACCUCAUCAAUCCAUCCUUGCCCCAGACGCACUUUGCAGAGUACCUUCUGCAGGAAAUGUCUUUCCUUCAUCUCUGUCGAAAUCUCACGCAGUUCUUCAAGUUUUAGUUCCCACGUCACCUCAGCCUUCUCUGUUCCAGCCUGUUGGAAGCGACUCCUCUUUUCCCGGAGGUCACUUUCCCACCGUUCCUGUGUGCUCAUCUCACACUGCAUCCUGCAGUUGAGCUACUCAGUGUGGUUUUAUAUCCUCUUCUCCUUUGUGGCACUGGAUCUGAGACAUCCUUGUCUUGCCGGUGACAGGUAGCAUGGUGUUGUGUAUGUAGCAGGAACUGGAGAUACUUCCUGAAUCGAUUAGGGAGGAGAUAGGGAGCUCUGUGGUGCAGUAAAGCAUGAGGUUAGAGGGUGAUGCAUCCAGGAACCCAGCGAGGGCUUUGUGGAGCUGGUGCUUGGAGGACCUGAGUGGGGGCUGUUAGGGUCUGGCUGAGGAGUGGCCUGAGCAAAGAUUCAGAGUAGAAAUGAGCACCUUUGCAGAGGGACCACCUGAUUAUGUAUUUUCACUCUGCAAACAUUUACUCUGCAAGGAAAGAGAAGAAAUGCCCUUUUGGGGCAGUUUUCAGGGCAAGUGGUUGUUAUUACAAUACCAGCCAGGCCUUAGAGAUGGCGAGAGCACUGGGAAGGGGGAGGUGUAGGGCUUGCUCACAGCGGAGUCAGAGUCCCCCAUGGCCAAUAGGAGGAGCUGGAGGAGGCGUGGAUGGGAGCAGAGCUAGCUAAAGAAGAGUCAGGGCUGCACAAGCCGAGCUUGGACAGAAGCGGCAGGUACCGUAGAAGUAAGGCACUUUCUUCACGUUAUGCUACUGUCGCCCAUCUGGCUGAACCGAGCCUGUGUGGCCUUGAACACAGCUUUCCGCAGACCCUCCGAGUCAGAGGGACCUGAAACUUCGUCUUUCACGUGUGUUCCAGCCGUGUCGUUUUGCUUUUGUUGAUUUGGGGGUGUGCUCCCGUUUUCCUCUGCGUACCUCUGUUGUAGGAUAACCAUGUUGUGCUGAAAUGAUCUGUUUCUCUGGUGUUUCCACCAGCGUUCUUCGCUCCUCCGAGCCAAGGACUAUGGAAUCAUGACCUGUGGCAGGGGCACAGUGAUUCUAGCAGGGAGCGGGGUCUGGGAGUGACGCCACGACAUGGUUGGCCAUAGUUCGGAUGUGUCCUGGAGGAAACGUGUUACUAUUCCCUUUGAGAACCCACGAUCACAGGGCCUCCCCCAGUCCUAGCACUGACCUGGCACUUAGUAGAGAGUGGAAUGUCCGUUCCUGGGAGUGUGGGUGGCGGCGGAGCCGGUGAUCACACAGGUUAUGUCUCCGCAGUGGGAGCCCACCAUCGACCUUCUGGAGGCGUUUGUGGAGCACUGGAAGGGCAUCACGCACUAUUACAUCGAGAGCACAGAUGAAAACACCCCGGUCAAGAAGACGGACAUCCCCUGGCGGCUGAAGCAGAUGCUGGACAUCCUGGUGCACGAGGAGAGGCAGCAGGCGGCGGGCGAGGCCGGGCCCUGCCUCGAGUACCUGCUGCAGCACAAGAUCCUGGAGACCCUGUGCACGCUGGGCAAGGCCGAGUACCCCCCCGGCAUGCGGCAGCAGGUGUUCCAGUUCUUCAGCAAGGUUCUGGCCCAGGUCCAGCACCCACUCCUGCAUUACCUCAACGUCCACAGGCCUGUGCAGAAACUUCUCCGGCUUGGGGGAGCUCCCGGAUCCCUCACAGAAAAGGAGGAGGUGCAGUUCACCACCGUCCUCUGCUCCAAGAUCCAGCAGGAUCCAGCCCUGCUCACCUACAUCCUGGAAGGUAAAAAAACUGUCGCUCAGAAGAAAGCAUCCCAGGAGUCCACAGCCCUGCCUAGAGAGACGGCCAGUAUCGAGGACCAGGACCAUCCCCACAGCAAGGCUCCUGACGGGGCCGGGGCCUUGACCGCCCAGCUGCCUGUUGAGCCCCAGGAGCCCGAUGAGGGGAUCGGGGAGAGCAACCUAAUCACCUCCCUGGUUGGCUUGUGCAAGAGCAAGAAAGGUCGUGUGGCUCUGAAGGCCCAGGAGAACCUGCUGCUCCUCGUUAGCGUGGCUCCCCAGGCAGCCGCCACCUACCUGGUGCGGAGCAGCCCUUGUUGCCCUGCGAUUGUGAAGCACCUUUGCCAGCUGUACCAGUCCUUGCCCACCUUUCUGGACCCCGCAGACAUUGCUGCUUUAGAGGGCAUCACCUGGAGGCUACCCAGUGCCCCGUCUGAUGAGGGUAACUUCCCAGGCAAAGAGGCCCUGGCUGCCUUUCUGGGCUGGUUCGAUUACUGUGACCACCUCAUCAUGGAGGCGCACGCGGUGGUUGCGGAUGCCUUGGCAAAGGCUGUGGCUGAGAAGUUAUUCAUGGAGAUCCUGCAGCCGCAGCUCCUACACGUGUCUGAGCAGAGCGUCCUGACCUCCACGGCCCUGCUGACGGCCCUGCUGCGUCAGCUCCGCUCCCCUGCGCUGCUUGGAGAGGCCGUGGCCUUCCUCCUGGGCUCGGAGCAGCGGCCGGCAGCCCCCGAGGACAGCCCCUGCACCCCGUGUGCUCACCUCAUCAGGCACUGCGACCACCUCUCUGAUGAGAUUAGCAUCGCCACGCUGCGGCUGUUUGAGGAGCUGCUCCAGAAGCCCCAUGAACAGAUCAUCCGCAGCCUGGUCCUGUGCCACCUCGAGGGCCGCCUGUACGCAGCCCGGGGUUCCCAGGAGCCCGAGAGCUACGAAGACAAUCUAGACCUAGAGGAAGACCCCUACUUCACAGACGGCCUCCUGGACGCCGGCUUCCAGCCCUCGGCCAAGCCCCAUCCAGCCCCCGCCACCAACUCGGAUGGCAAAACGGCGGUAACUGAGAUCGUCAACAGCUUCCUCUGCCUGGUUCCCGAGGAAGCCAAGACCUCCGCCUUCCUGGAGGAGACCGGAUAUGACACUUACGUCCACGAUGCCUACGGACUGUUCCAGGAGUGCAGCUCCCGAGUCAGUCCCUGGGGCUGGCCCCUGGCUCUCACCCCUCUGGACCCCCACGAGCCGGAGCGGCCUUUCUUUGAGGGGCACUUCCUCCGAAUGCUGUUUGACCGCAUGUCCCGGAUUUUGGAACAGCCAUACAGCCUGAACCUGCAAGUGACCUCAGUCCUGUCCCGGCUCGCCCUGUUCCCUCACCCCCUUAUCCAUGAGUACCUCCUGGACCCCUACAUCAGCCUGGCCCCCGGCUGCAGGAGCCUGUUCUCUGUGCUUGUCCGGGUAAUCGGGGACUUGAUGCAGAGAAUUCAGAGGGUACCCCAGUUCCCAGGCAAACUGCUCCUGGUGCGCAAGCAGCUGAUGGGUCAUAUUCCUGGGGAGCAGCUGGACCACCAGACCCUUCUCCAGGGAGUGGUGGUACUGGAGGAAUUCUGCAAGGAACUGGCUGCCAUUGCUUUUGUCAAGUUCCCCCCACAGGGUCCUCACCUGCACCUCCCCCCACCCCUGGAAGGGCACGUCUGAGCCUCCCGGGAGGGGAGGCUCCUGUUCUCACCUCUGCCCGGAGCGGCCUCCCCUCCCGCCUGGCACAGCCGCCGCCACCCUUCUCCCGGGGCAGGGGCUUGGCUCUGUCUCCUCUGUAUCCGGGGGCCUCUGCCUCUGUGGAGGCCUGGGCUUCGGCUCCCAGUUCACCUCAAGGAGAACUUGCCUUGUUGGCUACACUAGGCUGGGCUUCAGGAAGUGGGUCUCCAAGGUACCAGAGCCAAGGAGCAAAAGAGGUGGCCUCCCGGGCAGCAUGGUGUCUUCCCAGGGGAGCUGGGUGACGGCCAGGUGAGCGUCGGAAUCCAGACCCUCCUGUGUUCUGGGACUGUCACCUGUCUCCACAGGCCAUUUGUGGCCGAGGCCAAGACCUGUGAUUCAAUCCCGGUGGGCACAGCGGGUGUGAGCUGACGGCUGCAAGGGCUGGUCAGGACUGUAGGUCAGACAGAUGGGGGCAUGGGAGCCCAGACUCUGUCACACUAGGUACUAAGACUUGACAUUUUUUUUCUCUGGGCUUCUUGACUUAACCCUUGUGGAAGGGGCAGUGGAUGGCAGGGUAGCCCAUUCUUGCCUGGCCCUCCCGGAGACUGUUGCAAAAUCCCCAACCGCCUCAUGGCAAAUGGCCAAAGCAUGCUCCGCGCCCAGGCGGGGGCAGCUGCUAAUGAGAACCUUGAUGCAACUCCACCAGGGCGGGAGAGGGCCUGGGGAGCCGGGGGCUGGUGCCAGGCUCCAGCUCCAGCUGGUUUCUCUGGCGCCUUCUGAACCCGUCUCAGCAGGUCCACAACACCUGGGCAGAGGGGCUCGAGACCGGGGGAGGCCAGGCCCAGCCCACAGUGUUCUCGAUGGAAUGCCCUUCCAGGGGAGCGAGGGAGCUCAGGGUACAGAUGAGGCCAGGAGGCCCACCUGACUGCAGGCCCCAAGGCCUGGCAGGGAGGGGCUGGGGCACAGGCUGCAGGCCUGGUGUUCUCCCUGCAUGCCCUCUGAGGCUGGGGCUGCCACCCCACCCGGCCCGAAUCUGUCUCGACCUGCAGGAACACACAGGCGGCGCCAGGCAUUACCUCACAGCAGGACUGCAGUUGCUGGCUUUGCUCCUGGGCAAGGAGGAGCAGGCCAGAGCCCCUUUUGCUUCCUUUUCCUGCCCAUGCCGCUUCUGGAAGCCAGCUGCGGGUUGCCAAGAGGUGACAUGAAAGAGGAGGAAACUCAGUGACCUCUACCUCUCCCACAUUCCUCCAAGCUGGGGAGGACUGACCCGCCGUGCUGAAGGACAGCGGGCGUGUGCAUGCAUGCGUUGUGCACACGUGGGUGUGGGAGUGGGAUGGGAGCAAGCUCAGUGGGCAGACUGGGUCUGGACUCUCUGAUUCUGAAAAUGUUCAAGCGUCCAGGAGUCGCAAACACUCCCCUCCUCGAUGCACUUUGGCAUUCUCGUGGUGUACCCCCCGGACACCACGGCAAUAAAUGGUGUGGUUGCGUGGACACA
Myotis brandtii (Brandt's bat) is the source of this 5259-nucleotide messenger RNA. RefSeq names its product family with sequence similarity 160, member B2 (gene FHIP2B). The transcript has 16 exons. Lineage: Eukaryota; Metazoa; Chordata; Mammalia; Chiroptera; Vespertilionidae. The record is from RefSeq and is a predicted model, not a curated record. Bases 1602 to 3767 code for a protein of 721 amino acids.